AUGACGACAACAGCGAAUAAUAAUAAAUCACUGAGACUCGACUUCGUAACCAACUCAAAAGUCCACCAUCUAAGGUCCGUCAACAGCAAGAACACACACAUCAACCUCUUCGCCUGCACCAACGUCCGCCUCACGCAACUCCGCAUCACGGCCCCGGCCGACAGCCCCAACACCGACGGCAUCCACAUCGGCUCCUCCGAAGCCAUACGAAUAUCCGACUCCAUAAUCCGAACCGGCGACGACUGCGUGUCUAUGGUCUCCGGCAGCCGGGACAUCGGCAUCUCCCGAGUCGCGUGUGGGCCCGGCCACGGGAUAAGCAUCGGGAGCCUCGGAAAGGGCCACGAUAAGGAGUACGUGGUCGGGGUUCGGGUCGCCAACUGCUCGUUCACGGGCACGGAUAAUGGGGUCCGAAUCAAGACGUGGGCCCCGUCCCAGUCGAGCCUGGCGUCCAACAUCACGUUCGAGGAUAUAUUCAUUAGGUACGCGCGGAACCCAAUCGUCAUCGACCAGCAGUAUUGCCCGCAUUCGAGCUGCAUGGAGGGCGUUAGUUCGGCUGUGCAAGUGGAGAAUGUGAUGUUCAAGAACAUUCGGGGAAUCUCAGAGACAAAAGUAGCCGUAAACUUACUGUGUAGUGGUAUGCGGCCGUGCAAGAAUAUUAAGCUCAUCAACAUAAACUUUUCGUACAUGAACCGCCAAGGACAAGCGACGGCCCAGUGUUUAAAUGUCUUUGGUGCUUCCUAUGGACAACAAAUCCCAGAUGGCUGUUUGUAG
Molecule: messenger RNA, 771 nt
Organism: Striga hermonthica
Lineage: Eukaryota; Viridiplantae; Streptophyta; Magnoliopsida; Lamiales; Orobanchaceae
Source: the annotation of a GenBank genome assembly